AUGACUCAUUCAUAUCCAAACUUGUACGGUGGCCACUUAUCUCUUUGGUUUCCCACCAAACAGCCGGAGUUUUCCGGGCCCAACUUUGUUGCCACUAAGCAUGAAUCGAAAGCUCAAUACAAUCGCCAUGUGGAAUACUUAUCAGAGUCUGGGUAUCAAGAAAAGGAUCUGUGUUCUUCUAUGUCAACUGGUCAGCCUAAUUUUGAAGCUGCCCCUUCGGUAAAAAGCAGCUUUCAUGAGCACAAUGUCGCGUUUCAGCCUGGUUUCUCUGAAACUUUUAAGAAGAAAGCGGAUUUGCCAUUUGGUGCCACGGAUUACAUCGGCCAUCAGGUUCAAAUAGAUCAUCAUAAUCAGUCAAUGGACUGCACAUCUUACCCUUUUGGUGGAUCAUAUUUUGGAAAGAUAACGUCUGUGGACUAUCCAAAUCCUGUUAUUUAUCCUCAAGGGAUGGGAUCUGCAGCAACAAGAGCCGUGCUUCCUCUCGAUUGUACCGAAAGUGUGGGCCCCAUUUACGUCAACGCCAAACAGUACCACGCCAUCCUCAGGCGCCGACAAACCCGAGCAAGACUCGAGGCUCAGAAUAAGAUGACGAAAUCUAGAAAGCCCUACCUUCACGAGUCCCGUCAUCUGCACGCGCUCAAGAGAGCCCGUGGCUCGGGCGGCCGCUUCCUCAACACGAAAAACGAGCAGGUAUCGGAUCCCACGGCCCAAGCUUCGUGCAAGAAGCCCGACCCGCCCGGGGCCCAACUUGAAGCAGCCCAGCAGCAGUCGGAGAACAACAGUUGGGGGGCCUCCACCCCCUCGGGCUCCUCAGAGGUCUCGUGCAUCUUCAACAACGACGACAUCUUCCCGACACCCGACAUGGGAGUCUCGAUCGACUCUCUCUCUUCCUUGCACGGUUGA
Striga hermonthica is the source of this 903-nucleotide messenger RNA. Lineage: Eukaryota; Viridiplantae; Streptophyta; Magnoliopsida; Lamiales; Orobanchaceae. The record is from the annotation of a GenBank genome assembly.